Molecule: messenger RNA, 1237 nt
Organism: Cuscuta campestris
Lineage: Eukaryota; Viridiplantae; Streptophyta; Magnoliopsida; Solanales; Convolvulaceae
Source: the annotation of a GenBank genome assembly
UGUUAUCCUUAAAUUGUUCUUUCUCAGGAUCAUACACGAUGUUCUCCCUCAUCCAGUUGUGGAAGUGUGGAUUGCGUAAUUGUUCAAAUCGGACGCGCUGAUGAUCGAGAUAGAUUCUUAGAAAGGCUUACGACACCAACCGACCCACGGGAUGGGAAAUCUUGGAGAUUUCCCAUAGAACCUUUAAGAAGUUUCAUUAUCCUUCAUUCUGUGAAAUGCAUAACCUCAGUCGUGCAUCACAUUGAUUUUUAUGAAGUUGAUAAGAUGGGUUUGACUCCACUGUGUUUGGCAACUUUGGCUUCUUGUCCUGAAUUGGUUAAAUUAUUCCUUGAAAAAGGAGCUCCAACAGAUGUUAGGCUCACGGAUAGUGUAUCAGAACAUGAUCAGAUGCUUCCUCUUAAUUAUUCACUCCAUUUGUUAAGGUUGUUGUCUUAUUCCUGGCAUUUAAUUAAAGUCAAAACACCAAUUUACUUGUAUUGUGCUUGUUUAUUAAAUCCCUAAUCUAUGUUUCUUUAAGUGAUCAUGUCAUGGCAUUAUACUCCCUGUAUAAAGCAUGGAAGGCUUGUUGAGCUGGCUGUCUUACUUUUGGUGGCCCGAGAUAAGGUUACUUCUGCAUCAUUGGUUAAGAAUUCCUCUUCAUUGAAUGAAAAGGAUUGUAGAAAUCUAGAUCAUUGCAUGUCUCUCCGGGAGUUCAUUGUUUUCGAGCUAGGACAACUGAGUGCUCUUGAAGUGAAACUGGAAUUUCAUUGUGAAAAUGGUAAGUUAUUGAGUUGCUGCAAGGAAAAACAGAAUCUGAUGAUAUCGGCACUGCUAUUGCUUGAAAUUUUUGAAAGGGCUGGCAAAACUAUCGAGAGCUAUUUAAAAACACAGAUGCCACAAGAGAAAAUUGUGCAUAUACUUGAAGAAGCGGGCUUUUAUUUGGAAGACAAGGACACUGAUGUGAGCCAUGUUGAGAGUUUCUCGUGGCCAUCAUUCUUGAGGAUGUGUGAUGAUCCUACAAUUGGAAAGCAUGCAGAAGAAAGAUAUCAAUUGGUAAGACAGAAGUUGUUUUCUGUUUGUGCUGAGGACUAGUUCUUUUUUUUUCUUGAUAUAGUUGUCUAUGAUUUUGAACCCAUUCUUCAUUAUUUGUUGGAAGCUAAAACGUAAACAAAAAGUAAAAACAAAAGACUUCAUUUUCAUCUACUGAAACAAAAAGCAGCAAGCAAAGUUUGGAUCUCAAUACAACUACUUGCUUAUG